Messenger RNA from Odocoileus virginianus texanus, 1711 nucleotides. RefSeq names its product H2B clustered histone 26 (gene H2BC26). Gene Ontology annotation, cellular component: nucleosome. Gene Ontology annotation, molecular function: structural constituent of chromatin; protein heterodimerization activity; DNA binding. The record is from RefSeq and is a predicted model, not a curated record. Lineage: Eukaryota; Metazoa; Chordata; Mammalia; Artiodactyla; Cervidae.
UGCAUCUGCCUUUUCCAGUGAUGACGUUGCGCAUUGCUUGAUCCUAUCAGAAAUUAGAAACUCUAGAUUCCUCAUUUGAAUACAGGACGUAUAAGUUAAGUAGCUCUGGAAAGAGGCUUCUCUUUUAUUUGGAAAGAUCCGCCGUCAUGCCAGAUCCGUCCAAAUCAGCUCCCGCACCCAAGAAGGGCUCCAAGAAAGCUGUUACUAAAGCGCAGAAGAAGGAUGGCAAAAAGCGUAAGCGCAGCCGCAAAGAGAGUUAUUCCAUCUACGUGUAUAAGGUGUUGAAGCAAGUGCACCCGGACACCGGUAUCUCUUCCAAAGCUAUGGGCAUCAUGAACUCGUUCGUGAACGACAUCUUCGAGCGCAUCGCCAGCGAGGCCUCCCGUUUGGCGCACUACAACAAGCGUUCUACCAUCACGUCCCGAGAGGUGCAGACGGCGGUGCGCCUGCUGUUGCCCGGCGAGUUGGCCAAACACGCUGUUUCGGAAGGUACCAAAGCCGUCACCAAAUACACCAGCUCUAAAUGAGCUGCAUCUCGGUGCCCGGAAACCCAAAGGCUCUUUUCAGAGCCACUUACAAGAUCGAGAAAGGGUGUCGAACACGUGAAGGGUUUGUUAUGUAAAAGCAUCCCUUGUCUACUUCGUGGUGGCUUCUAGGUUACUAGGAGCGCGCUUGGAUUUCUCCCCCACCCCCCUGCCCCAUAGACGUGCGCGCGCGUGUGUAUGUGAGCAGAAUGCGAAAGUGUACCUACAUUUCACCAGUGGUCGGGGAUGGGCUGGCGAGGAGAAAUAACAGUGCGGGAAACAAUGAAAAGGCUGCGUCUCCACCACUGCUUCCACUCAAAGCUAGCGACGCGUCACUAAACAAAAUAGGAACCUUGAUUUCAAAUGUCUUUAGGGUCUGGAGAGUGCCAUUUCUGACGCUUGCGGGCAUGGUACAAUUUUGUGUGCGCAUGAUGUUCGCCUGUGGGUGGGUGGCGCGGGUCAUCAUCACCCCCACCGCCCCAUCUCCCGCUUCCCCAGAGAGAUUGUAUGCCAUUCGAAUACCUCCGUGUUUAUUAAUGAGGGUGUUGUACAGCUUUGGCGCUGGCGCCUGGCGAUGCAUCUCCGCCCAGACCAGAUAUCUUUAUCCUAAGGCAAUGAACAUUUACCGGAGGAUGUUUGCAUGUCUGGAUUCUUCAAAGGCGGAAUGUUUGAAACCGAAAGGAAAAUGGAAGCAUAGUGGAACACAGCUCUCUGUGCUCCAGAACUGGAUGUAGUAAGCCCACCCUGGCUGCAGGUACCUAGGGCGGGACUGGGGAAAGGAGGGCAAUUUAAGAGAAAAUUAACCUUUUUCUCAGCAAAUGUAAACUUCCACUUCAGCCCCAUUAUUCUCAGUGACGCACUGGUGACGCACAGUUUUCCCUUUGAGUUCACGGCAUUCAUUUGGAAAAUGUCAUCUUAGUUCAGAGAAAGUGCUUUAGCGUGAAGAGUUCACACUGAAGAAGAUAUCGCCUACCUUUUUUGCCUGUUUUUCCUUAUUUGUAAGAAGAGGAUUUCAAAUAAUCACUUUCUUGAGCUGUUUUGAGAAUUAGAUGUGUUGUUGAAAGGUCGUGUCAUCUCUGGCAAGGACUGACGUUCAAUUAAAGGCUAACAACCGGGCUUUUGCAAAUUAUGUCCAAAGGAAGAAGGUUGGAUACUUGAUUCGGUUGGUAAGGCUGGGCAGGGCUGGG